AUGAGCCAUGGAGACAGAGGGACGGGCGUCUCUCACCUUCGCUAUGAGGAGGAGGAGGACCAUCAGUCCAUCUAUAUCGGCGUCCCAGUGCCUCAGGGAUAUCGACGUAAGCGCAGGCGAAGGCGCUCUAGCCGUGAGGCCGCUGACAUGGACAGAGACAGACACUACAGCCAGCACAGACCCCGGGAACAUGAACGGUACCAAGACAUAGACGUCGAGGAAGGGCUCAUGGAUUCGUGCGAGCAGAUUUUACCUGACAUCAACCGCACAAUGUCUCCAGCAGCCGAGCGUCUACGCUACAUCCUGAAUGAAGAUGAUGACAUGCCCACGCCAACGCUCUUCACUGAGAUGGACACGCUGCAGAGGGAGGGAGACGAGCUGGAGUGGAAGGAGUCUGCCAGGUGGGUGAAGUUCGAGGAGAAGGUAGAGGAAGGAGGAGAGAGGUGGAGUAAACCCCACGUGUCCACGCUGUCCCUGCACAGUCUUUUCGAGCUCAGGACAUGUCUCCAGACGGGAACAGUUCUGCUGGACCUGGAAGGCUACUCGCUGCCUCAAAUAGUUGAUGACAUAAUUGAAAGGCAGAUCGCGGAGGGCAUGAUAUCCCCAGAUCUGAGAGAGCAGAUCAGCUUUGUCCUGCUGAGGAAACAUCGGCACCAGACCAAGAAGCCAAUACACCGCUCGCUAGCCGACAUCGGCAAGUCCAACACCUCGACCAGUCGUAAUGUAGGGCCCCGAGGUGGACCAGGUCACGGGCCAGGUCCUGGGUCAAUGGCCAACAUCCACCGCUCCACCGAGGACCUCAGAUUGAAACAACAGUCUUCCAACUAUGGCCGCCUGCGUCACGCUCAGAGCAGGAGCAUGAACGAUAUUGCAGAUACUCCCAGCACAGACCAGCUCAAAAACAAAUUCAUGAAGAAGAUCCCUAGAGAUGCAGAGGCAUCCAAUGUCUUGGUGGGGGAGGUGGAUUUCCUCGACAAACCCUUUGUAGCCUUCGUCCGCCUGGCCCAAGCCACAACACUUGGAGGUCUGACUGAGGUCCCUGUGCCCACCAGAUUCCUGUUUGUUCUGUUGGGGCCCCAAGGAAAGGCCAAGUCCUAUAAUGAGAUUGGCCGAGCCAUAGCAACCCUAAUGGUGGAUGAUCUCUUCAGUGACGUAGCCUACAAGGCCAGAGAUCGAGAGGAUCUCAUCGCCGGCAUAGAUGAGUUUCUGGAUGAAGUUAUUGUGCUUCCACCUGGAGAAUGGGAUCCUAAAAUCCGCAUUGAGCCGCCAAAGAAAGUCCCCUCAGCUGACAAAAGGAAGUCAGUGUUCUCUUUGAAUGAACUGGGGCAGAUGAACGGUACAGCUGGGGGAGGAGGAGGCAAGUCUGAGGACGAGGAGAUGCCAGUGCAACAUGAGCUCGGAGAAGAGCUAGCAUUCACUGGACGCUUCUGUGGCGGGCUGUACCUGGAUAUAAAGAGGAAAUUGCCAUGGCUGCCUAGUGAUAUCUACGAAGGCUUUCACAUUCAGUCCAUCUCUGCUGUGCUCUUCAUCUACUUGGGCUGCAUCACCAACGCCAUCACCUUCGGUGGUCUGCUGGGGGACGCUACAGACAACUACCAGGGUGUGAUGGAGAGUUUCCUGGGUACAGCUCUGGCUGGCACUGUUUUCUGUCUUUUCAGUGGUCAGCCCCUCAUCAUCCUCAGCUCCACUGGACCCAUCCUCAUCUUUGAAAAGCUCCUGUUUGAAUUCAGCAAAAAUAACGGCAUUGAUUACAUGGAGCUGCGUCUGUGGAUCGGCAUGCAUUCCUGCCUGCAGUGUUUUAUCCUGGUGGCUACUGACGCCAGUUACAUCAUCAAGUACAUGACGCGCUUCACAGAGGAGGGCUUCUCCAGCCUCAUCUCCUUCAUCUUCAUAUCGGACGCAAUCAAGAAGAUGGUGGGCUCCUUCAAAUACUACCCCAUCAACACUGACUUCAAGCCUGACUACAUCACCACCUACAAGUGCGAGUGCUUGGCCCCUGACCCAGUUCCAAUGCCAGAUAACAGCUCUAGUGUCUCUGGGUUUAAUGUGACAGCGAUGGACUGGAGCCAGCUGAGCAAGAAGGAGUGUGUGAAGUAUGGAGGUGCCCUGGUGGGAAAGACUUGCAAGUAUGUCCCUGAUCUGGCCCUCAUGUCCUUCAUCCUCUUCUUUGGCACCUACUCCAUGACCGUCUCUCUCAAGAAGUUCAAGUUCAGCCGCUACUUCCCCACCAAGCUGAGGAAACUCAUCAGUGACUUCUCCAUCUUCAUGUCCAUUAUGACGUUUGUGGGGCUGGAUAUGUUGAUGGGACUCAAAACUCCCAAGCUAAUUGUUCCAACAGAAUUUAAGCCAACUCGCCCUGACCGUGGCUGGCUGGUGAUGCCGUUUGGAAAGAACCCAUGGUGGGUGUACCUGGCCAGCUUUGUCCCUGCCCUGCUGGUCACCAUUCUCAUCUUCAUGGACCAGCAGAUCAGCGCUGUCAUUGUUAACCGCAAGGAGAACAAACUUAAGAAAGGCUGUGGUUAUCACUUGGAUCUGUUCUGGGUUGGUGUCCUGAUGGCUGCCUGCUCCUUCAUGGGCCUGCCCUGGUACGUGGCUGCCACCGUCAUCUCAAUCGCCCACAUUGACUCUCUGAAGAUGGAGAGUGCGUCGAGCGCUCCCGGAGAACAGCCUCAGUUCCUCGGGGUCAGAGAGCAAAGAAUGACAGGAAUUUUGGUGUUUGCUCUCACCGGAGUCUCCAUCUUCCUCGCUCCGAUACUUAAGUACAUCCCCAUGCCGGUGCUGUACGGUGUCUUCCUCUACAUGGGUGUCGCCUCACUCAGUGGAAUCCAGUUCUGGGACAGGAUAAAGUUAUACAUGAUGCCAUCGAAGCACCAGCCGGACUUUCCUUACCUCCGUCAUGUUCCUCUGAGGAAAGUACACCUGUUCACACUUGUCCAGAUCAUCUGUCUGGCUGUGCUCUGGAUCCUGAAAUCCACCUUCUUGGCCAUCAUCUUCCCUGUGAUGAUCCUGGGUCUGAUGGUCGUCCGAAAGAUGCUGGACAUGGUUUUCUCCCAGCACGACCUGGCCUGGAUUGAUGACCUCCUUCCUGGGAAAGCGAAGAAGGAAAAUAAAGAAGACAAGAAGAAAGGGAAGGAGAAAGACAAGGAGAGGGAGAGGGUGAAGGAGAAGGAAAAGGAGAGGAAGAAGCCCAGACAAGACGACAGUGAUGAGGAGGAUAAAUACCAUGCCUACCCCAACCACUCCCCCAGCUCUGAUUCUGACGUGGAUCGCAGCAUCACCCUCCACCUGAAGAUCUCCUGCCCAUCGUCUCCGGCCAUGCCCAUGGGGAGAGGGAUGUCCUGUCCCGUGCCCCAGGUGAAGAUUGAGAUGGAGUCAGACUACGACUCGGACAGCGACCACCAUCGACCCCGGGACAUGAGCAGUGAGACCACAUUAUAG
Molecule: messenger RNA, 3438 nt
Organism: Pleuronectes platessa (European plaice)
Lineage: Eukaryota; Metazoa; Chordata; Actinopteri; Pleuronectiformes; Pleuronectidae
Gene: slc4a5a
Product: solute carrier family 4 member 5a
Exons: 25
Coding region: 1-3438 (1145 amino acids)
Biological process (GO): regulation of intracellular pH; monoatomic anion transport; transmembrane transport
Cellular component (GO): plasma membrane
Molecular function (GO): solute:inorganic anion antiporter activity; monoatomic anion transmembrane transporter activity; sodium:bicarbonate symporter activity
Source: RefSeq, a predicted model, not a curated record